Chelonia mydas (Green sea turtle) is the source of this 8909-nucleotide messenger RNA. RefSeq names its product primase and DNA directed polymerase (gene PRIMPOL). The coding region runs from base 156 to 1871 and encodes 571 amino acids. The transcript is spliced from 14 exons. Gene Ontology annotation, biological process: replication fork processing; response to UV; error-prone translesion synthesis. Gene Ontology annotation, molecular function: chromatin binding; DNA-directed DNA polymerase activity. Lineage: Eukaryota; Metazoa; Chordata; Testudines; Cheloniidae. Gene Ontology annotation, cellular component: mitochondrial matrix; nucleus. The record is from RefSeq and is a predicted model, not a curated record.
GGGGCGGGCGCAGGGCGGUGGCCGGUUCAAACGCGGCCAGGCGGGCUCUGAGCGCGGGCGGGCCUGUUUGUCUCCCCCCCAGAGUUCCUACCAUGUGCGUACUUUAUGUGAUUAGAAGUCCGAAGGUUGCAUGAUAGUGAGCACUGCUGGGCAAAAUGUCUUUUCUGCGUACUGGACAAAUGAAGAGAAAAUGGGAAGAAAGAUUGAAGAAUGUUGAUGAACUAGCAUCUCGAUAUAAAAGAAAGCCACUUUGCCCUGUUUACAGGCCGCAGCUGUCCAAACCAUGGCAACCGUGCUCUGUUUGGAAUCUGUUUCAUCGACAAUCUCAAGCUUUUAACUAUGCAAAAACCUGUAAGGAGGAUGUUCAUGUAUUUGCUUUGGAAACGAACAAAGAAGAUGGACAAAGGUAUUAUCUUGUGACAACAUAUACAGAGCUUUGGUUUUAUUACAACAAAGAACAAAAAACAAGUCUCAUGCAUUGCUAUGAAGUUAUUCCUGAAAAAGCUGUUUGCAAACUGUAUUUUGAUUUGGAGUUCUAUAAACCAGUGAAUCCUGGAGCUGAUGGCAAGCAGAUGAUUGCAAAGUUAAUUGAGCUUUUUAGUAAAAAGCUGGAAGAACUUUAUGGAGUUAAAUGUUCAGCUGAAGAUGUCUUGAACUUAGAUUCCAGCACUGAUGAAAAAUUUAGCCAUCACUUAAUAUUUCUGCUUCCCAAGACAGCAUUUCAGGAUAAUAUUAAUGUUGGUAAUUUUGUGAAAACAGUUUUGCAACCUGCUCUUGUUUUAAUUGAAAAUAAAGCUGAUGCUCUGAUUCUAGAAGAAGGGGCGGACAGUGUUGUUUCCCAGUCUUCCAAAGCAACAGCUGAAAUAGAUGGUACUGUUGUAAACCUCGGUGCAGUGAAGGAGCCUCCUGGGAAAUGGCAAUCUAAUAUGCACAAAACGCUGGAAAAUGGAACACGGCAACAGAACGAAAAUCCUGAUCUUUCCUUUCUAGUUGUGAAUGAUAAGGAGGGAGGCAAGCAACUUGUCGUCGAUCUGGGAGUUUAUACAAAGAAUAGAAAUUUCCGGCUCUAUAAGUCAUCAAAAGCAGGAAAGCAUAUGACUUUGAAAAUAGCUGAAGAUAACAAGUUUGUUCCUAAACCCAAAAAGAAUAUCUCUGUUGAGGAGCAAUAUUUCCUUUCCUCUUUGGUUUGCAAUGUUCGGUUCUCAGAAAUUGAAAGAGCCCUAACUUGUGACAUCCCAGAAGGGAAGAAAAAAAUGUUUAAACAAACAGACAGAGUUUCCAGUAGCACUUCAGUUAACAAAGAUGAUGCUCAUGGAGGGAUACGACGAUGGAAUUAUUUUUCCUUGGAAGAACUCCUUGUUUAUGACAUAUCCAGAUAUCGCUGGUGUAAAAAUAUUGGAAGAGCCCACAAAAGUAAUAACAUAAUGAUUCUGGUAGAUCUAAAAAAAGAAGUUUACUAUCAAAAAUGUUAUGACCCUGUCUGCAGAGCUAAAAACUUCAAAUCAGAAAGUAUUCCAUUACCCCCUGAGAUAUGCCUCCCUUUUCUUUUCAAAGAGGAAGAAUAUGUACUUUUUAUGGAUGAGAGUGGGAACAUAGAAGAAAAACCUAACCUUACAGACUUAUCAGAAAGCACAUCAUUAAGGAUACAUCAAGAAAAUAAGAAGUCUCCUGACAAGCUCUGUUCAAAUACAGAAUGGGACAAUGUGACUGAUGAUGUGUAUUUUCUGGAAGCUAUCGAAGAUGCUGAACUUGCAGAAGUUGCAGACAACAGUCUGACCACGUGGAACUGUGACCUGGAAGAAAUACCUGAUGAGCUUCUCAUAGAGGUUUUAAGAAAACAGGAAGUUUGUGGUAACAAGACAUACAACUAGCUAUCAACUAAGGGUAGCUGUUUAUAAAAUGUGCUAACUCAACUAUAUCUUAAUGUAUCUAAAGCCAAAAGUUUCAGAAGUCCCGUUUACACUGCCAAAAGAAACCGAUAGAACCAUGCCAGCAUCCUCUCUUUAUAAGAAAGCGCAUAGUAAACUUGCCAUUAGCUGUGUUUUUGUACAUUGGGUUUAUAUGUUAAUGACAUUUAUAUGGUUUAACAGGAUACAGCCUAUAAUUUCUGGUUUAAGUUCCAGCUUAGUCAGUGGUGGUUCUGCCACCUGCAGCGGUGCAUAUGGCACAAAAGCCACCCUCUCUCUUUAGAGAGGCCAAGGACUGAAUAGCUGCAGAAACUGAACUAUCCUCUCACCCCUAGAAGUAGCUGCUCCUGGACAGGAAAGAAGCACCAUGGAAGACCCAGGUAGAUCAGCUUACGCUAUGGUACCUGUGUUGUGCAUGUUCUAAAGCUAGACACAGGUGAUCAGUCUGGUACUUCUCAGGAGCACUAAAUUCAAAAUGUAAAAAAAAUGCUAAAUGGACAGUGUCAACACACUCAAAAAGCUUUAUGGACAAUGAUUCAGGUAAAAUUCACUUACCAAGGGAUGGAAUGUGGUUAGAACAUGUUUCUUCCCAUAUGUCCAAAUGUUUAGGAUGUUGCCUACAGUCUGUACUGUACUUCGUUACUUUACAAAGGGCAGGCAGGAUUUCUUACCUAUAUGUGGGCCUGCCAAAAGGUAAAUCCAUACUUUAGAUAAAAACUUUUGAGGAUUUGUCUACCUUUCAUUAUGCUCACCACCUUCUGUACAACUUGUUAUAACUAAGCUGUUUUUAAAAAUCCACAUAUUAGUUUUAGAAAUAUUUUAUCCAUUAUGCAUAUAAUGGUGGAACAAUUUAGACAUGUCUCAGGCUUGUAACAGGCAACUUACAAAUUAUCUUUAUGCUACUUUAGGAUGAGCAACAACAGGUUUUUCAGUAAAUAUAAGUUUUAAUUUCCACUAAAGAAAAUGUCUACUCUUGUCACAUUAGUAUUUCCAAAUGAUUACUCUGGUAAUCCAAUAAUAAAAUCCUAUUAAUUUUAAAGCACUAGAUUUAUCACUGAUUCAUUGAGAUCAUUAAUGGUUUGUCAUACUACCUCUGCUCCAGGCUGCCGCACACAAACUUAUUAUACAUCAAAGUGAAAAACCACACGUUCCCCUCACAAUUGUUAGUAAAUCUUUAGAAACAUAUCAACUUUUCUGACAAGAGGCUCACACCACUUAUUUAUAGAGGUGAAAGAUUUGAAGUCAGAAGCAAUUUAAACACAUUGCUUUGUUUUAUUAAAUGCUUAUGGGAGUAUUUAAAUAAUUGCUGCUUCUGUUAUAUCAAAAGUUAGAGUGCAAACACAAACUACUAAAAUCUACAUGAGUAGCAAUGUCAUAACCAUGUAUAUUUAGCUUGCUUCUUGUUUACGUAUAUGAAUACACUUAACUGAUGCUAACUAUGCUUAGUUGCAAAUAGAAGGCAUAAAGUAUUUAAAAUUUCUCUGGCUGCUCCUUUUUCUGCAAAUUCAGAACCUCUUGUAAUCUUGUGUUGAUAUUCUGAAAAUGACUUUCAGCUCUUAAAAUUCGUUGUGAUUCCACCAGAAGAGCAGGAAUGCUGGAAGUUCCAUACUGUUGGAGGGAAAAAAUUGCACGGCAUUAACCCUUUAAAAACAAACUGUCCAAAUACUCCAUUUGUCUCUCAUACUUGACAUAUUUGAAAGAGUGGAUUAUAAUUUGAUGUCACUCUCUUCAAAUGUUCUAUUCUGCAUGUUUAAGUCAAGUUAAAGUUUGGCUGUACUAAGCAUAAGCAGAUAAUAUGCCCUAAAGUGGACGGUUUCCUUAGACUGGGAGGUCAGCAGUGCCCUAGAAGAGAGGAGACUGUAUUCCAGGCCAUGAGCACAAUUCCUGUACAGGUCUCCUACGCUACUUAAACUACAUAUUUGAGAAGUUCACUGUCAGUGCUGUGCUGCUGAACAGACGUUUGAGCAUUAAAGAGGGUUACAAAAUUCACUGUGAGGUUGGAAAGUUAGCAAACACUACCAUCUUGUAUUUAGGGAAGCUCCUGGGCACCAGGGUUUGACCUAUAUCUAUACUAAAUAAGAAAAUUAAUUUACUUUGUUUCUCACUGAACUUUUUAAAAAUAGUACGCUACAUGUGUGUCCUGGAUACAAUAACACUGAAGUUUUUGCCAUGCUGUACAAGGUCUUGACAGACACCAACAUGAUGAUAUUGCUGUCUGCCCUGAAUCACCAUUUAGUUUCUUCUCCUGAAGAGACAAAACUUGAAUUAGCCAGUGCAACAUCAUAGAAUCAAUAUGUACUUACGACUACUUUUUCUUGUGGGUUGUCUUCUCUGUAAUUUAAAUACUGUUGCUGCACCUCCUUUAAAUCAGUUAGGAACUGGGUUGCAUUCCUGACAGAAGAUUCUCUCUCUUGUAGCUCAGCAUAUUCUCUUUGUAGUUGCUUCAGUUGUGGUCCAGUCCUUAAAAAAAAAAAAAAUCAAUACUUAAGGAUUGUGUUGUGAAUUUUCUUCUUUCAGGAGUUACUUUGAAUGUACUGUUUCUGGUGAACAUGACUUAAUGGGGUCAUAAAAGUGUAAAGUACAGACAGCCUGGUAUUUUUCUCAAUGAGGGUAACUAAUUGGAUAGGAAUAUGGCCCUUUAAAGUGGGCAUACUGUUUGAGUUUUUAUCUAAUAAGGACCCAGAUCUUUAAUCUUGUCAAUAAUUCUUCUGCCAGGAAUCCAGCGAUCACAUUUAUGAUCAAGGGGAUUCUAGGAGAUGGCUUUUGCCAAGGAGUACAAUUUAAAAUAGACUCAUGCAUAACAUUUAAGGUUAAAAUACAGCCAACAAUAUACCCCCUCUAUUUUGAGAGAUAUCCUAUAGUAAUGGAAUAUGGCAGUAGGCAUUCUGUGACUCCACCAUACCAGAUGCUGCAUGUACUAUCUUGGGAAAUAUCCCACCCCUGUAGGGGCAGUUAAAAUCAGAAUGUAUUGCAUGUGUUCAAGGCUGAGUUCUAUUAAGGGAAUUAGGAAGUUUACCCAGCAAGAUUGAAGUGAGCUAUAUUGGGGGUGGGAACAACGCCCCACACUGUUCCACGCUCAGAGUAUUUGUUAAUUUUAAGUAGUCUUAACCUAUCUGAUCAUGUUCUCACCUCCAGUCAUGCAGCUGGUGUAUUUCUUAUGGAAUGUGUAGCCCAGCUGGCAGACAUUAUCCCAAGAAUUUAGAGUAGCUGGAGACAGCUUGUGAAAAUGACUCCCUGUUUCUAUUAGGCAGUUCCACAACUCCUGUGGAGAUGGAGUGGUUAAUUUUAGCUUUUGCAAAAAGGAAGGAAUACACAUGUUCAGCUCAUGCAGGCCAUAAAUGUUUCAUCUGCUAUUUACACAAAAACAGUCAGUUAACGACAAAAGCAAGGGUUACCUUAGAUUUUCUGGACAGUAACAGGACUCCUCAAUUUCCACUGAUAAGCUAUUAUUGUAUGCUUUCAAUCAAUAUAAUCACUAUAUAUUUCAGCAAAUGGAAACUUACCGAAUUAGUUCUCCUCUAACUUCCAGCAAACGCCUUCUUUUUUUAUUGAUGUCUGUGAUCACCUAUUAUAUAAUUAAGUGAAAUAGCAGUCUUUCAAGACUAAGACAGUUAAAUGAGAAGGUAGAUAUCUUCCCUAUCCCCAACUCUACAUUCUGAAUUGACAAUGCUCUGGGGGUUCUAGACAUGGAAAAUCUUGAGAUACCAAGUCUUACAAUUCAUGACAAUGUAAUCUAUGGAAGUGCUAUUUUAGGUAUUUUUUCAAAAGGGUCUCUAAAAUUUGUUAGCAUUUUCCUUCUCCUUCCAUAACUUAUACUAUUGAACUCACUGUAGUAAGGGAUCCUUGUUCAUCCAGGCAGGUAAAUCCCAACAUUUAAAAAAAAUGUCAAGCAUUUCAAAAGUAACUUUUCAGUAACAUUUGGCAUAAGACGCUGGUGUAGAAAUUUAUUUUUUAUUAAUACUUAUUCGGGAGGAUCUCUAACUCAGGAGUUGCAAAGCCAAUCAUAACACAGGCACCCCACAUUCUCAUCUACAAAAUCUUUACAUCACAGUAGAUUACAUUUUUUUUUUUACAUGUAAGAAUAGCAUGAUGUUGUUUGUGUAGUGCUUUAGGAUUCUUCAGAAUGAAAGGUGCUCUGUACAUUUAAGAUUUUUCUAUAUUCUUUAAUUCAAACACUUAAAAGUACACCCUAAUCCUGCAAGUUGCUCUGCACAGAUAGCACUCUGCACAGAACAGCUUGUAGCAUUGGAGCCUAAGUUUUGGAUGACUUCAUAGAAAAGUUCUGUCUUUAUAAAGUCAAGUUCUAAAUCAGAAGUUUAAAUGAGAGAGCUUGCAUACAAUGUGUGACUUAGAUUAAAAACAUGUUUUUAAAAUAGUGAUUGUCAAUCCAUCAAAUCAUUAAAUGUAAUUUUACCAGGAAUCCCUUCCUGUUUUCCCCUCUCAAAUCUCCUUCUCCAAGAAAUACUGAAUUUACAUUCAAAGACCAGGAGGAAGAUCUAGAAAAAGGGGGGUUGAGACACUGACUGAGGACACAGAGAAGGUUGCCAUCAGUGUCAGGAAGAUGAACUUUACAAGAAUGGUGGGAGACAAAGAACAACAGCCGCUGACUCCACUUGAUGGGAGACCACAAAGGCAAAGACAAUGAUUCAAAUAUACUAGAAUUGCUGGGUGAAGUGGAUCUGCUGUUUUCAGGGCUGGACAAAAAUAUGCUUGUGAAUUAGACAUGGGCAAAGUUUUUUGACAAAUAGCUUAUUCAACAACAAAUGCAGUUUCAAUCAACCCAAAACUAUUUGUGAAUUUGGUGUGAAUUCAUCAAAUAGUUUCUGCCCAGAAGAUUUUUCGGAACUUAAAUGCCAAGAGAAGGAGGCCUCCCUUAUAAACUUUAGCCCAGUGGUUAGAGCACUCACUGGGGACAUGGGAGACCCAGGAUCAAUUCUACCCUCUGUCUAAUGGGGGAUAUUUGAAAUUAGGUCUCCCACAUUAAGAAAAAUGCCCACUCCACUGGCCAAUGGGAUAUUCUAGGACAGGUCUCUCUGUCUCUCCUACUGAAACUGUUCCACUUUGUAUAAAUAAUUAAAUAGCCACAGGAACUGGAAUGUGAGUCUCCAAUCUCCUAAAUGGGUGCCCUAAACCACAAGCAACGAAGUAAUGAUACUUAGAUCUCAGUGUUUCAGGAGUCAAAUUAGCGAUCAACAUUACCCAAAAGAGCCACAGUAGUGUGAAUUCAUUAUUUCAUUUACUAUAAUACUAUAUAUUCCUAUUUAAACAGUACGACAGGGGAAAUAUAUAUUAUUCUCACGGCAAAAUGACUGACCAAGUAUUAUUUUAUCAACUACAAUUGAUUAUAAAAUAGUAAAAGCAUUUUGAUUGGUUAAUAAUUAAAAUCAGAGUGUGUUAUAUCAGGAGACACAUUAAAGCAGCUCUUGAGUCUAAGUCUGAGUAUCACAGUCUAAGUAUCACAGCUAUAAAGUCAUUCUCACUGUCCCAGUAACUAUUAAUUAGUGGCAAUUCAUAGUUCAGUAGCGCUUACACCUUCAUAUAAACGAAGCACAAGGCAAAACAGAGUACCAUAAUUAGGGCUACAUUUUAGUCACAGGUAUUUUUAGAAAAACUCAUGAACAGGUUCCGGCCAAUAGGAGCUGCAAAGCCAGCACUCUGGGCGGAGGCAACGCACAGAGCUGCCUGGCCAUGCCUCUGCCUAGCAGCUGAGCAAGAGGGAUAUGUCUGCUUCCUGCAAACCCCCCAGGUAAGCACCACCCAGACCCCAUCUCACCCUGUCCGGGGCCCCUGCCCCUUCCUACAUCCAAAUUCUGCUGCUCCUGGGGGGGAGUCAGGGCUUAGACUGCCCCAGCAGCAGCCGGUGCAUCUGAGCUGCCCCUGCGCUAGAUGCACCGGCAGCUGCAGAAGUCAUGACCUCCGUGACAAACUCACAGCCUUAACUAUAAUCAGAGUACUCAUUGCUUAUUUUUUUUCAUUUAGUUGUAGUCACAGCAUGCAUCAAUAUCAAAUCAAUGGCAGCCCCAAUACAGUCAUAUGGUGCUCAUUAAAAUAAACUGAAUGGAGUUUAAGCAGACAUUUUGACUUUCCUUUUAAAUGAUACUCUGACACCAUUGCUGUGAAAUAAAGACUGAAUAGUGUGUAUCAAUUUGUUUACUGAACGUAUUUUUAAAGUGUUGAAUUACUGAGACACUUCCACACAGGCAAACACUACUAUUUAUCUUUCAGUAACACCAUACCAAAGACUGUUAGCAGAGAUCAGAAUCUGGCGUUUAGCAUAUUUUACGACUUCUAGUAAUUCUUGGUUUAUACAGUUUGCUCGCAGGUUACUGAACUAGCACAACUGUUUAACAGUCUUGCAAGUCUGGCAAUAAGCAGUUUCAAACUGGAUUUUUGUUCUGUUUGAUUUUAGAAGUAUAUUGCAAACAGUGUUAUUCCCAGAUAAAAUGUGUUUCACAAACUUUAUCUAGGUAUAUUUGUAUUCUAAUAAAUUUUAAAAACAAACAUCCAAGUUUGGUUUUGCAGUUGAACAUUGGCUCUAUACAUUUCUAUCUCUAUAGUGUUUAAAUAGAACAUAGCAUCAUUUAAAGAGAUCAUUACUCUAUUUUACCUUAGCAUUUUUUCUUUUCAAAUCCUUCAGUUCCUGGACUUCUGUUAUCUACAGGUAAAGGAAAACAUUGUGUAUUGACAGCAAACCCUAUCUGAUAGUUUCUUCCCCAUCCUUGUAUCCUUUUUCUUACUAUAAAUCACUGCUAUAAGACUUACUUUUGAAACACUUUGGUUUAAAUAAAUUAGUCACUGGUAAUUCUGCCUGGCAUGUCCUUUCCCCAGCCCAGAACAAGGACUGUUAUAAAAUGCUACUCUCUCCACCACCAGGAGACAAGGCUGACAUUCUCUAGGUCCCAAUCUAAAAAUUCCAGGUUCUUUACCAUCUUGUUGUAGAAAUGCGUGAAGUUUUGUUGUUUAAACUUGUUCAUGCUAAUAAAUCACGUGAAUGUUCAACUA